CUCGCUUGUUUGCUUGGUGGAAGAUGCUUGGUGAGAGGCCUUGCUUGCUCGCUUACUUACUUACAUGCUUGAUGGGAGGUGCUUGAUAGGAGGUGCUUGGUGGGAGAUGCUUGGUGGGAGGUGCUUGGUGGGAGGUGCUUGGUGGGAGGUGCUCAGUGAGAGGCCUUGCUGCCUCGCUUGCUUGCUCGCUCGCUUGCUUGGUGGGAGGUGGGAGGUGAGAGGCUUUGCUGCCUCACUCGCUCGCUCGCUUGCUUACUUGCUUACUUGCUUACUCGCUUGCUUGCUUGGUGGGAGGUGCUUGGUAGGAGGUGCUUGGUAAGAGGCCUCGCUUGCUCGCUUGCUUACUUACUUACUUACUUGGUGGGAGGUGCUUGGUGGGAGGCCUUGCUGCCGCGC
Messenger RNA from Aspergillus homomorphus CBS 101889, 396 nucleotides. RefSeq lists its product as uncharacterized. Bases 65 to 319 code for a protein of 84 amino acids. The record is from RefSeq and is a predicted model, not a curated record. Lineage: Eukaryota; Fungi; Ascomycota; Eurotiomycetes; Eurotiales; Aspergillaceae. The transcript has a single exon.